CUGCGAUGCCGGGGGCGCCGGGGCUGGGACCGGGGUCGGGACCUGGGGCAGGGCGGGAGGCGGCUGCCCGCCGCCGGCGUCGUCCCCCCUGCCCCGCUUAGACCGUGCCGGGGGCUACCGGGCGGCCCCCGCCGCCUCGCCGUUCGCCCGGGCCUCCGGUGCUGUCAGGAGGAGCCGCGAAGGUCCCAUCCUGAGGAAUGGCUGCAGAUGUCCACAAGAAGAAAGGCUGGGAAGUGCCCAAUGGCUCCCUGGCACCCGGCGAUGGGCAGCACGCAGAGCGGUCCGAGAGCCCCACGCCGGGGCUGGCACAGGGGACGGAGCCAGGAGCGGGCCAGGAGGGAGCCAUGUUUGUGCACACCCGCUCCUACGAGGACUUGACCAGUCCUGAGGACGGGGCGGCCACAGCGCGGAGCCCGGAGGAGAGGCGGGGGGAACCGGCGGAGCCGAGCAGCAUGGAGCAGAUCAGCAAGGACUUCAGUGAGCUGAGCACACAGCUCACAGGCAUGGCCCUCGACCUGGAGGAGGAGAUGAGGCAGAACAAAGAGGGGAAGCUGGAGCCAUCCCCACAGACAAACCGCCGCGACUCAGUGCUGUCGAGCAAGGAGGAGGAGGACGUGACCAUGGACACCUGGCGCAUGCACCGGAAGCAUGUCUUCGUGCUGAGCGAGGCAGGCAAGCCCGUGUACUCCCGUUACGGCUCUGAGGAGGCCCUCUCCAGCACCAUGGGUGUCAUGAUGGCCCUGGUGUCCUUCCUGGAGGCUGAGAAAAACGCCAUCCGGUCCAUCCACGCAGAUGGCUACAAGGUGGUCUUUGUGCGAAGGAGCCCGCUGGUGCUGGUGGCAGUGGCAAGGACCCAGCAGUCAGAGCAGGAGAUUGCCCACGAGCUGCUAUACAUCUACUACCAGAUCCUGAGCCUGCUGACCUGGACCCAGCUCAACCACAUCUUCCAGCAGAAGCAGAACUAUGACCUGCGCAGGCUCCUGGCCGGUUCUGAGCGCAUCACUGACAACCUGCUGGACCUCAUGGCCCAUGACCCCAGCUUCCUGAUGGGCGCCGUGCGCUGCCUGCCCCUGGCCGCCAGUGUCCGGGACGCUGUCAGCAGUAGCCUCCAGCAGGCCAAGGCCAAGAGCCUGGUCUUCUCUAUCCUCCUUUCAGGGAACCAGCUGGUGUCUCUCGUGAGGAAGAAGGAUCAGUUCCUCCACCCUAUUGACCUUCAUCUGCUCUUCAACCUUAUCAGUUCUUCUUCCUCCUUCCGGGAGGGUGAAGCCUGGACUCCCAUUUGCCUCCCUAAGUUCAACUCCAGCGGCUUCUUCCACGCCCACAUCUCCUACCUGGAGCAGGAGAUGGACCUGUGCCUCCUGCUGGUCUCCACUGACCGUGAAGACUUCUUCACUGUCUCUGACUGCAAGCGGCGCUUCCAGGAGCGCCUGCGGCGGCGGGGGGUGCACCAUGCUCUGCAGGAGGCUCUGCGCACCCCCUUCUACAGCGUUGCCCAGGUGGGCAUCCCUGACCUCCGGCACUUCAUCUACAAGUCCAAAAGCUCUGGGCUCUUCACCAGCCCCGAGAUUGAGGCACCCUACGUGCGGGAGGAGGAAAAGGAAAGGCUCUUGGGGCUCUACCAGUACCUCCACAGCCGGGCUCACAAUUCUUCUCGCCCUCUGAAGAACAUCUACUUCACAGGCCCCCGGGAGAACCUCCUGGCGUGGGUGACCAGCGCUUUCGAGCUCUACAUCUGCUACAGCCCCCUGGGGACCAAGGCUGGUGCCAUCAGUGCUGUCAACAAGCUCAUGAAAUGGAUCCGCAAGGAGGAAGACCGACUCUUCAUCCUCACACCCCAGACGUACUGAUGGGCGUGCCAGAGGAGCCCCUGCUGUGCUGGGGAGCCUGUCCCCCAGGGAAGCCUGGGCUGUGAGUCCCGGGGAGAGGACAUGGUGGGACCCUGGAGCAUGGGGAGACCCAUCCAUGGGCCUGUCCAACCUGGGUGUUUGAGACCGGGUGCACAGCUGCCUUGGGAAGGGAUGACCAGGACUUUCUCUCGUCUGCAGGCAACAUCCCUCAGCUGGGGGGGCUGCCCUUCCUCUGCUGCUCCUGGCUCUGUCCCUCCUUAUGGGGCUCAUGGAGCCAGGGUGCUGGUACCCUGGGUUGCUGGAAGGCAGCUGAGCCUUGGGGUCCUGCUGCCUGUGGCACUCUCCUCUCUCUGCCAUCCUGUGGCUGUGCCAAGGGUGUGGAUCUCCAAAAGAGAUGUGGCAGCAGUCGGGGGGGGGGGGGAACCCUGUGCUGCUGUGGCUGCAGAGGGCGGGUGACACCACCCAGGUGGGGACAGGGCUGGCCUCCUCUCUCUGCACUGGGGGAUAUGGGCUCCCAUGCUCCAGGCAGCCCUGGAACCCUGCCCUGGCAGGUUUGCCCCCUUGGCACCUGUGGCUGCCCAGACCCUUCCCACUGUGGCUGUCCCUAGUCACACUGGCAGGCAGGGAUGGUGGGCCUGCACUACAGGGUCCUGGGCUUGUGGUAAUGGCUUCUGAGCAGCAGACACUAAAGGGGUGGCUCCAGCUCAGCCCUGUGAAGAUGCCACUGUCACAGGGCCCUGGUGCCCCCCCAAGCCCAAGAAGGGCAAUCCCCUUGGUAUGGGGGCACCUGCCCCUCAAAUUCAGCCCCUCAAGCUUGCUGCUGCACAUGGGCUGUCUCCUCCCUGUCUGUCCCAAGGCUCUGGUUGGGCAGAGCUCAACUCCAUAAGGGGGGCUGUCUGCCAGGGUGUGCAAGGAGGGGCAGGGCCAUGGGGGUGGCACCAAGGGGUUUGGGAUAGACCCGGCAGGGCUAGCGUGGGGACUCUGCUCCCGUAUUCGUGCUCCUGCCAGAGUGUAAUCGCUUGUCUUUGCUCAUAAACAUUAUUUGGACCUGAA
Messenger RNA from Calypte anna (Anna's hummingbird), 2900 nucleotides. RefSeq names its product MON1 homolog A, secretory trafficking associated (gene MON1A). Bases 198 to 1847 code for a protein of 549 amino acids. NCBI's taxonomy places the organism in Eukaryota, Metazoa, Chordata, Aves, Apodiformes, Trochilidae. The transcript has 6 exons. Gene Ontology annotation, biological process: vesicle-mediated transport; protein targeting to vacuole. The record is from RefSeq and is a predicted model, not a curated record.